Molecule: messenger RNA, 1794 nt
Organism: Daktulosphaira vitifoliae (grape phylloxera)
Lineage: Eukaryota; Metazoa; Arthropoda; Insecta; Hemiptera; Phylloxeridae
Exons: 5
Coding region: 1212-1643 (143 amino acids)
Source: RefSeq, a predicted model, not a curated record
UACAAUAUGCAUAUAAGAGGUGUUUAAGAAGAGGGAGUCUCAUGUAGCAGUUUCGGCCCCGGGGUGCAUUUAAAUAUUAUAAUAGACGAGGUAUUGGUGUCAAAAGAAUUUCGCAUCAUCUCGUUAACCCCGAGUCAACUACCUUUGAAGGAACCAUUUGUUAAAAAACAAAUGUUCCAGUUAAAAAAUAAAAUACUAAAAGUAGGGUCGUAAGCGAAAGUUUAUCGAAGCGCGUUGCAACAGGUGAACAAGUAUUUUGAAUACACAUUUAUAGGCUCACAUAAUGCAUGCGCAACCGCUAAAGUACUAAAAAUCUCAAUAAAAGGGGUGUGCCAGUUUUUUAACCCUCUUGCCAUUUAUAUAUUCAUCAUAUCCGCCGCGCAUGUUUAGUAAGUAUAUGCAAAAUGGCGCAACCGACCGUGACUAAACGCGUACAAUGCGAAAAUCAAAUAUGUAACACUGUUAGUAGACACUUGUAAUUAACUCACACUCGAAUUUUUUAUGAUUAUUUAAUUUAUAAAAUACAACGUUCGUAUUAGCCUAUGAUUGCGGGAAGUAAUUGUAAUAGUUAUUGUUUUUAGCCGCUUACCGACGAGAUCUUUAUGUUGGUCACCUGUCUCUUGCUAGUGCCAAAGAGAUUAUUUAAAUAAAACUGACUGACCCUUGACACAGCAAACGAGUCAUUUGGCUGCACUGAGUGUUUAGUUGGAUUGUUAUGUCAGAUUUUAAAAUAAAAACAAAUCAUAGUGAGCAUAAAAAUAAAAACCAUACCAACUGACUACAAUUACAAUAUUGUUAUUAUUUUUUACUCACAAUUGUGCGCAAUUUAAUAAAAACGACUCCGCAAUUAUAAAAUCUUUUUAUUCCUAUACCUAUCAAUAAACGACGGGAGAAUUGAUUUUGACGACCACUGUUAUUGAUAACAGUGAACAUGUACAGUUAAAAUACUAUCAUUAACGAGAUUUUUAUAAAAUCCAAAAAAUUUAUUAUCAAAAUAUGGACGCCUAAAAAGACCGUAACUAUGAACGAUUUCAAUGGUAAAUGUGUAUCUAAUGUAUAAUGUUGUCCCAAUAAGAUGAUUGCUAUGCCAAAAUAGUUUGGCAAAAAAGCAGAAUUUUCAGUAGAACUGCAUUACACACACAUAGAAUGCAUUAGGAUUGAUUCAAUAAUUAAAUUGUAUAUGUAUUCGCCGCAUCUAAUCCACACUAUCGAUGGUAAUAACACAAGAAAAUUGGACACAAUUGAAUUUUUGUAUUAUAGUCGUUGUCAUACAAAUAGAAAUUAUAUUAACCACGACGAAUCUUGUAUUUACACUGCAGAGUAACAAUGAGCUUUGCGGCCGUUUACACAUAGAAGACCAUUUGUCAGGUACCGAAAAUGGUUUUCUUAAACACAAGUAUACGAGAUCUCAACUUGUGCCAUGCAAAGAAAUUUUACUUGAUCCCAAAACCCUGCUUGAAUCAUCUAAAGAAAAAGAGAUUACAGUUCGAGAAGCAGCAGGAUGUAGUAGUCUUAUGGGUACACAAGGCUAUCAAAGAUGUCACUGUAAGAUGAAGUGUAAAACAAAUAAAUGCACCUGUCAAGUAGUUGGGAAAUUAUGCAAUUCGAAAUGUCACAGUUCAUUAUCAUGUGAAAAUAAAUAAUAAUAUAAAAAUGUAAAUAUAAAUAACAUGAUUAACUAAUAUUGUUUGGAAUUAUCGUAAAUCCUAAGUAAUUAACGUUAUAAAGCUUGUAAAGUAUUCAUUAUUAUCUAUUAACGUUAAUUGCUAGUUAAUAACGUCAAUAUAAAUUUAA